Vigna radiata var. radiata (mung bean) is the source of this 1361-nucleotide messenger RNA. RefSeq names its product UDP-N-acetylglucosamine transferase subunit ALG14 homolog. Bases 343 to 1173 code for a protein of 276 amino acids. The record is from RefSeq and is a predicted model, not a curated record. Lineage: Eukaryota; Viridiplantae; Streptophyta; Magnoliopsida; Fabales; Fabaceae. Gene Ontology annotation, cellular component: UDP-N-acetylglucosamine transferase complex. The transcript has 7 exons. Gene Ontology annotation, biological process: dolichol-linked oligosaccharide biosynthetic process.
CGUACAAUUAUCAAUAAACAUCAAACUUCUUUCAUUUUCUUUGUAAGGAUAAACUCUUAAAUAUACUUAUGAUUCCUUUGGUAAAAUUUGUGGAACAUGUUGGAAAUUUCAACACGGAUUCGGUAACUUACAUCUUGAGUAACCAAAAAGAUACCCUGGAACCGAAUCGGUGACGGUGACCGGCACCAAGAGCAGACCACAGAACAGAGGCGUUCCUACGCCGCCAUAAAUCCCACUACCAUCGUCUUCGUUAAGAUCCGUUCUUUCUUAAUCUUUCUAUUGGAUCUCAGGAUGCCCGUUAUGGCAGCGCCAUAGGCUGCAGUGUCGUGUUUAUAUGGCGAAAUGUCAGCCCUCUGCCAUAUCGCACCAUUGAUAACACUGUCUGAGUACACUUUCAUGAUUCAACAACAAAACUUUGGUUCGGGUGAAGAUGUAAGUGUAGCUCUGACUGAAAUCUUGAACCUACCCCCGAUGGACAAACGCAACGGCUGCAGGUUCUCUAAUGUGUCUUCAAUUGCUGUCUUUUCAAGUGCCAUUUUUGUUGUCUCCUUGAUUUUGGUUCGUCUCCUUUAUGUCAUAUAUCACAGUCGCAGGCCCUUGAGCAAAAGGGCUUCAAAGCCUGUCAGUACCCUCAUUAUUUUAGGAUCAGGUGGUCAUACUGCUGAGAUGCUUAAUCUAUUGGCAGUGUUACGGAAAGAUAGGUUUAAUCCAAGAUUCUACAUUGCUGCUGCUACUGAUAAUAUGAGUCUUGAAAAAGCUCAGUUGUUGGAAAACUCCCUUGCUACCGAGAGUGCAACGAGCGUCAAACAUUCUGCCCAGUUCAUGAAGAUAUAUCGGAGUAGGGAAGUUGGUCAAUCAUAUAUAACCUCAAUUUGGACUACAUUAAUCGCAAUGGUGCAUGCGCUGUGGCUAAUGAUUAAAAUUAGACCUGAAGUGAUACUUUGUAAUGGACCUGGAACUUGCAUUCCCCUCUGUGCAAUUGCAUUCAUAUUUAAGGUAGUGGGAAUCAAAUGGUCAUCAAUUUUCUAUGUUGAGAGUAUUGCAAGAGUUAGAAGGCUCUCCUUGAGUGGCUUGCUCCUGUACAAGUUCCGGAUGGCUGAUCAACUUUUUGUUCAGUGGCCACAGCUGCAACGGCAAUAUCCCCGAGCUACCUAUGUUGGUAGACUAAUGUAACCAACUCUUUCCUUUAAUAGUUGUACUAUAUUUAAGUUUAUAGGUUAAAUGAUUGCUAUUCUUAGUUUUUCAAAAGGAAAAAAGAAAGAUAAGAAGAUUGAGAUUAUUUGAAAUGCUAGUUUGCGGGAUGUGAAAGCGUUUCUAUUGAACUACUAAUCACUAAACUUUUAAAGUUUUUUUUUUUCCAA